AUGGACGAACGGACUCUUUUCUCUCUUUCACACACAGCACCGCUACUACUUCUUCUUCUUCAUUCUUUCUACUAUUUUUUGUUUACUAAAAAAAAAAUGGAAGCUGUAGUAAUAAUCUUGUUAUCCACCAUUAACAUACUUCUCUUUCUCCACUCAUCAACAUCAACAUCAGCAAUUCCCAUUUCCACCAAAAAAACCUACAUUGUUCACAUGAAACAUCACCUCAAACCUCCAUCAUUCUCAGCUCAUCAUCAAUGGUACAAAACCCAUCUCCAAUCUCUCACUUCUUCCACCCAAAACUCUCUUCUCUAUACUUACACCACCGCUUAUCAUGGAUUCGCAGCAAGUUUGGAUUCUCAUGAAGUUGAAUUACUCCGUCAAUCUGAUUACGUUGUUAAUAUCUACGAAGACACUUUUUACACCCCACAAACAACGCGCACACCUGAAUUUCUCGGCCUCGAUAAGCUCGAUUUUGGGGCUGGACGUACUUUACCAGAUUUCAACACGGCUGCUCAGGAUGUUAUAAUUGGGGUACUUGAUACUGGAGUGUGGCCGGAAUCGGAAAGUUUUAGUGAUUUGGGUAUGUCGAAUGUGCCGUCGAGAUGGAGAGGGAAGUGUCAAUCGGCGCCGGAUUUUGAUCCGAAAGUGCAUUGUAAUAGGAAACUUAUAGGUGCUCUGUAUUUUUCUGAAGGUUGUAAGGGCUGCUCCCAGGAGAUUCAAUCGCCCCGGGACCAUGACGGCCAUGGCACACAUACUGCGAGCACAGCGGCAGGAUCAAUUGUGGCAAAUGCUAGUCUUUUUGGCUACGCCAAAGGGACUGCUAGAGGGAUGGCGCCACAAGCCCGCAUAGCAAGUUAUAAAGUGUGCUGGAAUGAACUGUGUGCAGGGUCAGAUAUUCUUGCUGCAUUCGACCGUGCUAUUAUGGAUGGUGUAGAUGUGUUGUCUGUGUCAUUGUCUAAUAAUGAGAAGACUUAUUAUACUGACCCGAUUGCUCUUGGUGCUUUUGCUGCUAUGGAGAAAGGGAUUGUUGUGUCGUGUUCAGCUGGGAAUGAUGGUCCUGUGGAAUCAACAGUUGUGAACACGGCUCCAUGGGUCAUUACUGUUGGUGCUGCAACUCUUGAUAGAGAUUUUCCAGCUACUGUCACACUGGGUAAUGGCCAAAAACUUCAAGGCGUGUCGUUGUAUAGUGGAAAGGUAGAAAUGGGAAAUAAGUUGUUGAGCUUAGUUUACCAACAAGGGGGAAACUCCUCUUUGUGCUUUUGUGGUUCGCUUGAUCCAAACAUUGUUGGUGGAAAAGUAGUGCUAUGUGAUAGAGGGGGAAAUGAUAGAGUUGCGAAGGGACUAGUAGUGAAAGAAGCUAAUGGGGUAGGAAUGAUAUUAGCCAAUACACCUGAGACGGGGGAGGAGUUACUCGCGGAUAGCCACAUAUUACCUGCAGUGACUGUUGGAAGGAAGGUAGGGGAUGUAAUAAGAGAAUAUGUGAAAACAGAAAACAAUCCAACGGUUGUUUUCAGCUUUGGCGGAACAGUGGUAAAAGUGAAACCAUCUCCUGUUGUGGUUACAUUUAGCUCAAGAGGGCCAAAUGCAAUUGUUCCCCAGAUAUUAAAGCCUGAUGUUAUUGGCCCUGGAGUGAACAUCUUAGCAGCUUGGCCUCGAAAUAUUGGACCAACUUCACUUAAUAUCGACACACGAAGGACCUCAUUCAACAUUGUUUCUGGCACUUCCAUGUCUUGCCCUCAUGUUUCAGGAGUUGCUGCAUUGGUAAAAGCUGUACAUCCAGAUUGGAGUCCAAGCGCGAUCAAAUCAGCAAUCAUGACAACCGCGUACACUCAAGAUAACACCAACUCCUCGUUUCAUGAUUCUGCACUAUACGGUACAUUUUCUAAUCCAUUUGUUCAUGGAUCAGGCCAUGUAAAUCCCCAGAAAGCAUUCUCCCCUGGACUUGUAUACAAUAUCAGGAUUCAGGAUCAUAUCAAGUUCUUGUGCUCCUUGAACUACACCAUAGAUCAAAUACAAUCCAUUGUAAAAAGACUCAAUUUCACUUGUGCAAACAAGUUUGCUGAUGCUGGGCAAAUCAACUAUCCUUCGUUCUCUGUCUUGUUUGAGAUUAACUCAAAGCGAGUUGUUCGUUACACUCGAGAAGUGACCAAUGUUGGAGCUGCAAGUUCAGUGUAUGAAGUAGCCAUUGAUGCUCCUCCAUCCGUUACGGUAACAGUGAAGCCAACAAAGCUUGUAUUCAAGAAAGUAGGAGAGAAGCUUCACUACACAGUGACAUUUGUGUCCAAGAAAGAUGUCAAACCAGGAAAUGCAUUUGGUUGGAUUUCAUGGAACAAUGCUAAACAUGAAGUGAGGAGUCCAGUUGCAUAUUCCUGGAUGACACCUCAACUAGAUUUGGAAACAUGAA
Solanum verrucosum is the source of this 2404-nucleotide messenger RNA. Its product is annotated as subtilisin-like protease SBT1.8. Lineage: Eukaryota; Viridiplantae; Streptophyta; Magnoliopsida; Solanales; Solanaceae. Gene Ontology annotation, biological process: proteolysis. Gene Ontology annotation, molecular function: serine-type endopeptidase activity. The record is from RefSeq and is a predicted model, not a curated record.